This is a messenger RNA of Condylura cristata (star-nosed mole), 561 nucleotides long. It is a transcript of the gene SGSH, whose product is annotated as N-sulfoglucosamine sulfohydrolase. The transcript has 2 exons. The record is from RefSeq and is a predicted model, not a curated record. The annotation marks the transcript as partial. Lineage: Eukaryota; Metazoa; Chordata; Mammalia; Eulipotyphla; Talpidae.
GAGAGGCUUUCAGCUGAAGGGGAGCAGGCCAGGCCAAGCGGGGCCCCUCCUGGGCUGGCCUCGGGGGGCCCUGCGCCCGGCCUCACGCCCGCCCCCCCCAGGCCCUUCUUCCUCUACGUGGCCUUCCACGACCCCCACCGCUGCGGACACUCCCAGCCCCAGUACGGGCCGUUCUGCGAGAAGUUCGGCAACGGGGAGAGCGGCAUGGGGCGCAUCCCAGACUGGACGCCCCAGCACUACGGCCCCCAGGACGUGCAGGUGCCGUACUUCGUCCCUGACACGCCGGCGGCCCGGGCCGACCUGGCUGCCCAGUACACCACCAUCGGCCGCAUGGACCAAGGUGGGCUGGGGCCGGGGCCUGUCCUGGGCAGGCCUGACGGCCAGGGUGGCCGUGUUCCCUCCGGGGCGGGCCCAGCUCUGGGCCCCGGGCUCUGCCUUGCGUGGCCCGGGGCAGAGGCCUGGGCGGAAGGUGGCCCCUGGCCGGCAGAGCGUGGGCCACCCCUGCCGUGCCCCCCGACUGCCCCUGCGCCCCCACAAGUGUGGGCCCCCGUCCCCCUGAGC